This is a messenger RNA of Cyprinodon tularosa, 1224 nucleotides long. RefSeq lists its product as uncharacterized. The record is from RefSeq and is a predicted model, not a curated record. NCBI's taxonomy places the organism in Eukaryota, Metazoa, Chordata, Actinopteri, Cyprinodontiformes, Cyprinodontidae. Gene Ontology annotation, molecular function: transmembrane signaling receptor activity. Gene Ontology annotation, biological process: cell surface receptor signaling pathway. Bases 1 to 1077 code for a protein of 358 amino acids. The transcript is spliced from 8 exons.
AUGGUUCUGGGGAUCUGGUUCCUCUGGGGCCCGCAUAUCCACUGUGGUGGUGAAACAGCCAAGGUGGACCUUAGCUCCCUGGUCCUCCCAGCUGGUCUGACUGUGAGUCCCAGCAGAUCUCAGUUCUUUAAAGGAGACUCUGUGUCUCUGAGCUGUGAGGAGAACAACAGCUCUGCUGGAUGGACUGUAUGCAGGAACACAAAUGGAACCGGGACUCAGUGUGGAGAUGGAUGGGGGAAACUAAAUGGUUCUACCUGUACCAACAGCUACCUCAUCCCAUCAGACAGUGGAGUUUACUGGUGUUCGUCCAGAGAGGGAGCAGCCAGCAGCAGCAUCCAGCUCACUGUCACUGGUGGAUCAGUGAUCCUGCAGAGUCCUGUCCUCCCUGUGAUGGAGGGAGAUGACGUCACUCUGAGCUGUCUAACAAAGACCACUCCCUCCAACCUCCCAGCUGCUUUCUAUAAAGAUGGCUCCUUCAUUGGGACUGAGCCCAAAGGUCACAUGACCCUCCACCAUGUGACCAGCUCUGAUGAAGGCCUCUACAGGUGUAACAUCAGGGGUCAUGGAGAGUCUCCAUCCAGCUGGAUCUCUGUUGAAGGGAAACCAACCACCUCCCACCCUCCUCCAUCCACAUCUUUGUCCAGUUCUCUAUCUCCUCAGGAUACUUCUUCACGUUUUCCUCUCCUUAUUGUUCUUCUAUGUAUCCCUUUGUUUGUAAUUCUUUUGCUUCUGUUUCUACUGGUGAGACGUCAUGUCCAGAGGAAUCCUGAAGUUAUUGAAAAUGAAGGUGGAGAUGAAGAGCUUCUAUACAGUGAUGUACAAACGCAACUACAACCAACCAGAUUCAGGAAAGACAGCGACCAGGCUUCAAUUUACUCAGCAGUGAGAACGGAUGACACCAGAGAUGAACAGAUAAACAUCGGACAGACAGAUGGGGAUGGAUCAUGUGUGCUUUAUGCAUGCGUGAGAAAAGGAAACAUCGACAAACCAAACCAAAGUACGAGCUUCAUCCAUAGCAGAGAUCCUCCAUCACAACCGGCAGUGAUGUCAUCAGCUGUCCAUUCGCCGUCCACCUGACCAGACCUGUAUAGAAUUUAUUCACUUUAAUUUGUUAUGAGAAUGUAUAUAUAUUAAUAUAAAAUUGCAGCUAUUAUAGAAAGUUUUUUUUUUUCUAUCUCACUGUGAAAGGACACUUUUUUCACCAAUUUAAUCCUAGUGGUAUAU